Molecule: messenger RNA, 1431 nt
Organism: Mastomys coucha (southern multimammate mouse)
Lineage: Eukaryota; Metazoa; Chordata; Mammalia; Rodentia; Muridae
Gene: Noxred1
Product: NADP dependent oxidoreductase domain containing 1
Exons: 7
Coding region: 292-1368 (358 amino acids)
Biological process (GO): L-proline biosynthetic process
Molecular function (GO): pyrroline-5-carboxylate reductase activity
Source: RefSeq, a predicted model, not a curated record
GAUUCCAGAGCAAGAACGUUACUGGCUCUAUCUACAGCACCGUUAUCGGGGACUGAUGAUCACGGGCUGUGCCCAUGCAGGCUUCUUUUGCAAACUGAUCAUUAAUUUGAGGUGAUGGCUAAUCUUGGUUGUCUGCUGGGCAUUCCUGGGAGGUAUUAUCCUAAUCAAAUGAUCUGAAGCAGGAAGACCUACCCUCACCUGGGCCACACCUGGUGGUGGUGCUCAAAGAAGAGCCCAGAAGAGAGACACUUUGCUUUCUGUCUGAUUGCCCUCAUUCUCAGUUUGUUCAUCAUGGUGCUGUUGCCAGUAUUUAAAUCCAUCUUCUUCAGGAUUCCGACUGAAGACCAGCGGCUCAGCAGGAAUCCUCUCCAGUGUCUGACUGGACUGUGGAGAGAACUCAUGGAUAUCUCCUCAUGGACUGACAAAUUAUUGCAGCAGCAGCCACGCACAAUACAUCCCCGGACUGUAUCAUUUGAUGCCGCUGCUACUGAAGAUGAGGAGGUCGCAGUGGGCAUCAUUGGAUGUGGCCACCUUGGAAAGCAGCUGGCUAAUGUACUGCUGAAAGUCGUCCCUAUCCCUGCUGAGAACCUGCAGAUCUCCACUAGAAGGCCAGAGUCCCUGGUUGAGUUUCGGAAACUAGGGGUCCGGUGCGUCUACGACAACGCUGCUGUGGCGAGCUGGGCCAAAGUGUUGUUCCUCUGCUGUCUGCCAGCCCAGCUACCUAAUAUCUGCCUAGAAAUUCAAUCCAAACUCGAUAAGUCCUGCAUCGUGUACAGCUUAGUAUCCGCCAUUCCGCUACCCAGGUUGAAAAAUUUACUAAACCACACCAAUAUCUUGAGGCCCCAGUAUCAAUUUAUUGAGGAUUUUGACAACAUCUGGGGAGAGAAUGAGGAGGUCCCAUCUGCUCUCCAAGAUACAACGAUUAUCCGGGGUACCUGCCCCUACAGUACUCUUGGGGGAGUAAUCCUUAAUGUCAAGUGGCUGGAGGGGCUGUGCUAUGCCCUCAUCAACGUCUGUACAUCACGGAGCGUGUUUCACACACAGGCGCUGAAGCUGCUAAACAAACUGCUGCUCCCUGUGCACUUAGAAAGCUGCAAGGCAGACCCGGCAUCCUGCCCCAAAUUUCAGCUAACAGAUUUCAUGAACAAAAGCUAUGUCAGGAACUUGUAUCAAAAAAGGCCUUUCCCCUGGUUUGAUCUGAUCACUGUGCAACUCAAGGAAACCCCCUUUAGUCAGCACAUCUCAGCCACUCGUUCUCUUCAGGACCACAUUAGUCUUUUGUACUGUGAAUCUUUUGGCCUCACCAUAAGCGAAGACGAACUGCCUUAUGUUUCCAAAGUUCUCCAGCCCGUAGAGGAGAAGGAAUGACACAGAGCCAUGAGUUCUGGUUGAUGCCCGAGUGAAGAAUAAAGCACAAGGUCCUCCUCUCUA